UUAGCAUGAAAUUCCGGACCUAGUAGGUAUAUACCUGCUCUAGGGUCGCCUGGGCAUCAGUCGACAUUCAGCCGUCGUUCGGUACGCACUAAACAAGUAUACGCGUCAAAAAAUUCUUGCCUGUUUGAAAGUGCUGUGAAACGGACGAAACUAUUGCAAUUUGGAUUCUGCAAAAUGGAAUCACUUUCUGAAGAGUCUUCCAAAUCUUCAAGUAUGGAAUUGUCAAGAAAAGAUAUUUUUUUUAUGGUGAAAGACAGUGUAAAAAACGAACAAAAAGACGUUAUUGACGUUUUGAAAGAUGCAAUUUUCAAGAAAACCGAAGAUGUGAUACAAGUAGACGGGGAUGUGAAGUCAUUAGGACUGUUAUUUGCAAAUUUUCGAUCUAGAUGGAAAGCAGCAAAUAGAGGCCAAGAAAAGUUUCUAAAAAAUAAUGAAGAAUGGUUGAAGGGCACCGUACGUUUCUCAAAAUUAUCCAAUACUGAAUGCACAACAUUAACAUCUGAGGAGAUUGUGAAGAAUGAUGAAAAAGAAACACGUGGGCGACCUUCGCAAUCUUUUGCCUUAUCCAGCGAUAGAUCUAAGAGGAGAAAGACUGAAAAAGUACGAUCUAGUUUAUCUACAGAAGAAUUAACGUAUGUCGCUCAAAUGAGUUUGAGGAGUUCUGGUCAAGUGCAUGCUGCUCAAGUUCUUCAAGAUGUCACAUUAACAAGCCCAACAAGAAAUUCAAAAUAUAUAGCUGCUAUUCGGUCACAAAAUGAACCUUCAACCCCCGACGAAGCACUUUCCUUAAUGAUCGAGAAAGGAGAAUCAAAGCGCUCGUAUCAGCUAUCAAGGAAUGCAGCUAGAGCACAUAAAUGCAAAUUAUACCCAUCGUAUCAUGAAGUAGAAAAAACAAAAAAUCGUUGUUAUCCAUCAGUUGUGUACACUAGUGUUAGUGAGUCGUGCGCACAAAUAAAACUACAGGCUUUACUUGAUCACACCACACAUAGAAUUAUGCAACUUCAGGCUGAUGUCAUCGAUACUCUUAAUUCGGAAAUUCUGCAAAAAUUAGUUCUUCACUGUAAAUGGGGGUGUGAUGGAAGCAGCGGUCAAAGUGUUUAUAAGCAAAAAUUUGCUGAGGAUGGAAAAUCUGAUGAAAGCAUUUUUUAUACUUCUCUGGUACCUUUACAAUUAAUCUACAACAAUCACGAAACGGAUGAAGCAACUAUUGUGUGGAAAAAUCCUAGACCUUCAUCUCCUCGAUUCUGCAGACCAAUACGAUUGCAGUUUGUACAUGAAAAUAUACAAUCAACACUGAAAGAAGUUACCGACAUAGAACAGCAGAUUGAGGGUCUUCAACCAUACACUACUGAAAAAAAUGAUAAAUCAAUUUCAGUAACCUAUUGUAUGUUAUUUACGAUGAUCGACGGCAAAGUCUGUAACGCUGGCGCUGUAACCGGUACAACUUCUGCACAACGCUGCUUCCUGUGCAAAGCCACUUCUAAAGAUUUUAAUAACAUCGACAAAAUUAUAAAAAUGGACAUUACUACAGAUAAUUUACGAUUUGGCAUAUCUACAUUGCAUGCGUGGAUUCGUUUUUUCGAGUGCUGUUUGCAUUUGUCAUAUAAGCUCACAACUCAAAAGUGGCAAGCUCGUGAAGAGGAAGUAAAAAAGAUUGUGAAAACACGCAAGGAAGACAUACAGACUCAAUUUAAGAUAAAACUGGGGCUCAUCGUUGAUCGACCAAAGCCAGGAUAUGGCAGCUCAAACGAUGGAAAUACAGCCCGCCAUUUUUUCGAAAAUGCUGCCACAUCUGCUGAAAUCACAGGAGUUGAUGAAAAUAUGAUUCACCGAUUUCAUGUUAUUUUGCAGGUAAUUUCGAGCGGAUAUGAUAUAGACGAAGAAAAAUUCAAAGACUAUUAUGUAAAUACUGCCCGUUUAUUCGUUGCUUUAUAUCCAUGGUAUUACAUGCCAACAUCUGUACAUAAAGUGUUGAUGCACGGAGCAGAAAUUGUAAAAUAUGCCCUUUUACCGAUAGGACAACUUUCUGAAGAGGCCCAAGAGUCACGCAAUAAGGACAUUAAGAACUACAGAUUACUUCAUUCAAGAAAAUGCUCUAGAGAAUCGAAUAUGAGAGACAUUUUCAAUAGGCUUCUCGUAACAUCAGAUCCAUUUCUCUCAAGCAUCAGGAAAUUGCCCCAGAGAGCGGCGAAAUCUCUAUAUAAAGAAGCUAGAGAGAUGUUUAAACAACCUAAAGUCAUCAGACAAGAUUCAAAGAACGAUUCCGAUUUAGAUACGAUGGCGUCCUCGCUGAGCCAAACUACAGAUGGAAGGUGUCGAAUUUGCAAAAAAUGCCCCAGUUCAGUUAUGCGGAGUGUGCCUUCGAUCAAAGGAGUCGCGGACGAGCUGAAGUGUCUCAAACUCGAACUUGUUGAAGGAAUAGUUUUUCAACGCACUCCUAAUCAGCAUAGCAACCUUUUGUCGGACAUGGGGAGUAAUAUUGUUCCUUUCAGAGCAGUUUGUCCGAGAACUACCCUGCCCUACUGUUCCCCCGAACCGAUGUUCAGAACACAGCGCACAGCUUGGCCAAUGCUGGUUGUUGGUGGCAAGUGCAUAGUCAUUCCACUUGUUGUAGGCGAAGAAUGCAUGGGAUUCGUGAUGGGAAUAGCAGUUUCGUUACCUGGUCAGAGGGUAGAAAAAUUAUUUACAGAAAACAGGACGAAAUCGGAGACUGAAGCUUACGGACAAAACAAGAUAUAA
Diprion similis is the source of this 2739-nucleotide messenger RNA. RefSeq lists its product as uncharacterized. The record is from RefSeq and is a predicted model, not a curated record. NCBI's taxonomy places the organism in Eukaryota, Metazoa, Arthropoda, Insecta, Hymenoptera, Diprionidae. The transcript has 6 exons. Bases 175 to 2739 code for a protein of 854 amino acids.